Molecule: messenger RNA, 1663 nt
Organism: Linum tenue
Lineage: Eukaryota; Viridiplantae; Streptophyta; Magnoliopsida; Malpighiales; Linaceae
Source: the annotation of a GenBank genome assembly
AUGCCACGGUGGCACUGGCAAUGGCGGUGGAGAAAACUGCUGACUACAGAUCUCGAAACCAACAAGACGAGCGUGAUUGGCUACUCCAUCGAUAUCUUCGAAGCCGUCGUCCAAACGCUGCCGUAUGCGCUUCCCUUCGAGUACGUGCCUUAUGCGAAACCUAACGGGGAGAGCGCCGAUCUAAUUACCAUUUGUUUGUUGCGUGCAUGGGAGCAGAACUUUGAAUCCAUGAUCGCUGAUACCACCAUCAUCGCCAACAGGUCAAAUUACGUUGACUUCACGUUGCCAUACACAGAAUCCGGAGUGUCGAUGUUGGUGCCGGUGAAACCGAACGGAAGCAAGAACGCAUGGUCGUUCUUGAAACCGUUGACGUGGGAUCUAUGGGUGACGACGUUCUUGUUCUUCCUCUUUAUUGGGUUCGUGGUGUGGGCAUUGGAGCACAGGAUCAGUAAGGACUUCAGAGGCCCGCCUUCACAUCAAGUUGGGACCAGCCUCUGGUUCUCCUUCUCCACCAUGGUCUUCGCUCACAGAGAAAACGUGGUGAGCAACCUAGCGAGAACAGUGGUGAUAAUAUGGUGCCUCGUGGUGCUGAUCAUAACGCAGAGUUACACGGCGAGCUUCACGAGCCUGCUAACGGUGCAACGACUGCAACCCACGGCGGCAGACAUGAACGAGCUGCUGAGGAAGGGAGAUUUUGUUGGCUACCAGGAUGUCUCGUUUGUGUUCGGCCUACUGAAACGGUUAGGGUUCCGAGAUGACAGGCUUGUGCCAUAUAAAAACUCAGAGCAUUGUAAUAGUCUCUUCAACCAAGGGAAGAUCGUUGCGGCGUUCGAUGAAGUGCCCUACAUCAAACUCUUCUUGGCUAAGCACUGCUCCAAGUACAUGAUGACCGACCCCACUUAUAAAGCCGACGGCUUUGGCUUUGUGUUCCCGAAAGGUUCUCCGCUUGUUGUAGACAUAUCUAGGGCCAUCCUGAACGUAACUGAGGGAGACAAGAUGACGAAAAUCGAAGAAGCAUGGUUUGGCAAGAAAGACAGGUGCCCGGAAUCUACUACUUCUACUGUUUCUUCAGGGGGACAACUCGGGCUAAACAGCUUCUGGAGCCUAUUUAUGAUAGCUGGAGUGGCUGCAGUUUUAGCGCUCUGCAUUUUCACUGUCCAGUUUGUUUACGAAUAUAGGAAGCUGAUGUCGCCCCAAGUAGAUGACGAUUCGCAAUCAAAGCCUUCAUUUUGGGGAAGGCUUCUGAAUCUGUUGAAGACCUUCGACAAUAAGGACCUCGAAUGUCACACUUUCAGGGGUGACAGAGUUGGUGACCAGAACGAAGUUCGUCUAGCCAGUUUGAAUGUGAUGAGCCCUUCUGUGUAUUCGGUUCAUACAGAGUUUCCCGUGGAUUCAACCCAAACGCUUUCUCCGUCAAUGGGAUCUUCGUCAGAGUUGCAUGACAACACAAUUGCUCAGGAAGUUGCAAUAAUAAGCAUUGAUUUGCAUCCAGAUUCCGACGGAGAAGGACUCGUUGCUACUGCUAAUGAUGAAAUUACGAGACAUUAGGAGAUCAUGAAAUGUGGUUUAGUGUCAAAACUAUUCUUGUAAAACAUGAAUGCAUGUAACAAAGUGGUUAGCGUUCAUACAUGAGUCUCGAUAACUCGUAUUCAAAUAAAAUGGU